Eurypyga helias (sunbittern) is the source of this 2487-nucleotide messenger RNA. It is a transcript of the gene SASH1, whose product is annotated as SAM and SH3 domain containing 1. Gene Ontology annotation, molecular function: protein binding. NCBI's taxonomy places the organism in Eukaryota, Metazoa, Chordata, Aves, Eurypygiformes, Eurypygidae. The transcript has 9 exons. The record is from RefSeq and is a predicted model, not a curated record. The coding region runs from base 1 to 2487 and encodes 828 amino acids.
AUGCCCCGCCACGCCGCCUGCUCGUACUCGUGCGGGGCCUCAGGGCCUGGCAAAGGAGACAUUCCUCAGCGUCAGACUGACGGCCCCAAACGGCGAAGUCUGGAGGCAGCGUGGGGGGCAGAACGGGGCCCGGGUUUAUGCAGAGCUCAGCGGCAUUGGAAUCCCUGUCCUGAGUCCAGCCCUGGGGUCAUGCCAGGUUCUCCGCAGUCACCGCCGCCAGACACUGACUCCCUGGACAAACCCAAGCUGAAAGCCGGGGGCUCGGUAGAGAGCCUGAGGAGCUCCUUAAGCGGUCAGAGCUCAAUGAGUGGUCAGACGGUGAGCACAACAGAUUCCUCAACCAGCAACAGGGAGAGUGUGAAAUCAGAAGACGGUGAUGAUGAGGAGCCUCCUUACAGAGGACCUUUUUGUGGAAGAGCCAGGGUUCACACUGAUUUUACUCCAAGUCCUUAUGAUACAGACUCUCUGAAGCUCAAGAAAGGCGACAUCAUUGAUAUAAUCAGCAAACCUCCCAUGGGCACUUGGAUGGGCCUGUUGAACAACAAAGUUGGCACUUUCAAGUUCAUCUACGUGGAUGUGUUAAAUGAAGAGGAAGAGAAGCCAAAGCGGCCCACCCGGAGACGCCGGAAAAGCAGACCACCCCAGCCCAAGUCAGUUGAGGAUCUCUUGGAUCGCAUCAACUUAAAGGAGCACAUGCCCACUUUUCUGUUUAAUGGUUAUGAAGAUCUGGAUACCUUUAAGCUUUUAGAAGAAGAAGAUUUGGAUGAACUGAACAUCCGAGAUCCUGAACACAGAGCUGUUCUCCUCACAGCAGUGGAACUUCUACAGGAGUAUGAUAGUAACAGCGACCAGUCAGGAUCGCAGGAGAAACUUCUCGUUGAAGGCCAGGGCCUAACUGGAUGCUCUCCUCGGGAUUCUGGCUGCUACGAAAGCAGUGAAAACCUGGAGAAUGGUAAAAGUCGAAGGACCUGUCUUCUGCCCUCAAAAUCAGCAAGUGAGCAUAGCUUUAAGGACUUCAGCAGAAACCAGCUAUCAAAUUAUCCUACGCUUCCACUGGCCAAGUCAAUAGAAACCCUGCAGCAAGGGGAAAAGGAAAGCCGGUUGAGUUGUGCGCACCGUGCUCUCCAGAGCUCUGCCAAACCUCCAGCUGUUACAGGUCUGAAGAAGAACCGUAGAAGUUUACCAGUUGCCGUCUGUCGGAGCUAUGAAACUCUGGAUGGCCCCCAGGAUGUGGAUACAUGGCCGAGAUCACACUCGCUGGAUGAUCUCCAGGGAGAAUCCAAUACUAACCUACAGGACACUAGCAAGGAAGUAGGUUCUUUUCCUCAGGAUUCACUGGAUAUAGCAAAAAAGGCGACUGGCUCUGCCCUGCUGCCUCAGUCUCGUGGAGGCAGCUACAUGGCAGAUGACUUGAAGGCUAAGCAGGGUAAAGGAGCUGCUAGUUCUCAGAAGGGAAGAGGUAAGGAAUCGGACUGCUCUGUAAUGGAGACUGCAGGUGGAAAGCCUGCUCCGUUCCCUCUGACAAACUGUGAAGCUCAGCCUGCCUUAGCAACACAUUUUGCAACAAGGAUGCCUCUAGAAAUACAGAGUAAAGGCUUUCAUGACCUUGCGCAGGCUGAUUACGCUCCAGUCCUGAAGGGAGGUCUGGAAGCUGAGCAAAAAGGCACAAAUGAGGCAAGAAUGCAACCAAAAAAUCCUUCUCAGCCACCACCUGUCCCUGCCAAAAAAUGCCGAGAGCGCCUUUCUAAUGGAUUAUAUCAUCCUCCCAUGGCAACAGGUGGGAACCACUCGAGUCUAGAAGCACCGUGUUUGCCAGUAAAAAAGACCAGCUCGUCCACUUCCACUGAUUGUCACGGAGUACCUGUCCAUAGGACAUCUUCUGAACAGGAGCCCAGUACCCCUCCUAGCCCACUGCCACCCUGGCUGUCGGAGCUCCCAGAGACUGCUAGUGUUCAGCAGCAUGUGAUAAAGCUAGGUCCCACUUCAGCGAGGAAAGUCUCUUGUAGCAGGGGAAUGGAUCUGGAAAUGGUAAUAGAGAACAAGCUGCAGUCUGAAGACAUUGAUCUCACUGAAGAACCAUACUCUGACAAGGUAAGUGGGGGAUGUAACUUUCCUGAGGCUUUGGUACAGAGGUACUCCGAAGACUUGGACCAGCCGGAAAAGGAUGUUGCCACAAACAUGGACCAAAUCCGGGUAAAGCAGCUGAGGAAGCAGCAUCGCAUGGCAAUUCCAAGUGGAGGGCUCACUGAAAUUUGCCGAAAACCUGUAUCCCCAGGACUUAUCACCUCUGUAUCUGACUGGCUGAUUUCCAUUGGUCUACCUAUGUAUUCCAGCCUGCUCACAGAAGCAGGAUUCAACACACUGAGCAAAGUGCCUUCUCUGUCACAAACUUGCCUUCAAGAAGCUGGCAUCACAGAGGAAAGGCACAUAAGCAAGCUCCUGGCAGCAGCAAGACUCUUCAAACCUCUUGAUCCAGAGGCAAUUUAA